This is a messenger RNA of Passer domesticus (house sparrow), 694 nucleotides long. RefSeq names its product ribosomal protein S10 (gene RPS10). The transcript has 6 exons. The coding region runs from base 150 to 647 and encodes 165 amino acids. Gene Ontology annotation, cellular component: cytosolic small ribosomal subunit. NCBI's taxonomy places the organism in Eukaryota, Metazoa, Chordata, Aves, Passeriformes, Passeridae. The record is from RefSeq and is a predicted model, not a curated record. Gene Ontology annotation, molecular function: RNA binding; structural constituent of ribosome.
GGCUGCCCGUUGCUAGGCGGGAGGGGUCCUUGAGCUCCGCGCAGGCAGCGCCGGGGCCACCCUCGCCGCCAGGGGUCCUCGAGGCGGCGGAAGCGGCGGUCCCGCGCACGCGCAGUCCUUUCCGGUCGGGCCCCGCCGCCGCCGCCACGAUGUUGAUGCCCAAGAAGAACCGCAUCGCCAUCUACGAGCUGCUCUUCAAGGAGGGCGUGAUGGUGGCCAAGAAGGACGUGCACAUGCCCAAGCACCCCGAGCUGGUGGACAAGAACGUGCCCAACCUGCACGUCAUGAAAGCCAUGCAGUCCCUCAAGUCGCGGGGCUACGUGAAGGAGCAGUUUGCCUGGAGGCACUUCUACUGGUACCUGACCAACGAGGGCAUCCAGUACCUGCGGGACUACCUGCACCUGCCCCCCGAGAUCGUGCCCGCCACGCUGCGCCGCAGCCGCCCCGAGACCGGCAGACCCCGGCCCAAAGGUCUGGAGGGCGAGCGCCCGGCGCGGCUGACGCGGGGCGAGGCUGACCGGGACACGUACCGCCGCAGCGCCGUGCCACCUGGUGCUGACAAGAAGGCUGAGGCUGGUGCUGGAGCAGCCACGGAAUUCCAGUUUAGAGGUGGAUUCGGCCGUGGCCGUGGUCAGCCCCCGCAGUAGAACUUUGUGCUCAUGUUUUGUGUAUAAUAAAAGAGGUGAAAAUGCCA